ACGUUUCUUCUUCUCCACGAAGAAGCCGCAUCUGCCGGGCAGCGGCGCCGCCAUGUUGGACAGUGACGUAGUGACGAUGCGUGCUGCGUUCGAGUGCUCAUCCAACUGUAGGAAACACUAAAACACAUACAACAGAAGCGGGGCGGGGCUAACGAUCGGUCGACGUGUCGACGUCACUCGUGGACUGUCCGAAACCAUGAUGGCGGCGGCAGCAGCAGCAGCGGAGCGGGGCGGCGGUCCCGGAGCUUCUUCUCCCGGUUCCCCCGGACCCGCGGCGGCGGCGGCGGAUUACUCGGUGCUCGUGGUGGUCGGGGCGCUGCGGACCACCGGCCUGCUGGAGCGGAUCCUGCGCCAGAUAGAGUCCGGCGUGCGCUGCUGGCCCGUUGAUCUGGAUGUUUCUGUUCUGGAUCAGCAGCUCAAACUCUUCGUGUCCAGACACUCAGCCUUCCUGUCAGAGGACGUCCCAGGUCAGAGGACGCUGCAGCACCGCGGAGACGUUCUGGACACUCAGGUCAUCAUCAACCCAGCACACGACUUCGUCUGCUCCGAGGUGCGGCGGCUGGUCUGUGAGCCGUCCAGACAUAAGUUGGUGGUUCUGGCGGGUCAGUGUGUGGAAGAGUCCGGAGACAUCGUGCUGCAGCAAGGAGGCUUCUCUCUCAGAGACUUCAUCCACAUCUUCACUGAUGAAGAGGUGCGAGAGUUGUUGUGCGGUUCUGACCCGGUCCUGAAGCCCGUCCUGACCCUCAGCUGUCCAGAGAUCGGCUCGUGGAAGCGCUCGGCGCUGCAGGAAGCCGUAACCACGGCAACCCUGCACCAGGACUACAUUCGGAUCCAUAUCAACCCGGACCCGGUUCUGCCGGACAUGGAGGGUCUGCACGAGUUCACGGAGUACCUGUCUGAGUCCCUGGAGGCGGAGUCUCUGUUCGCCCUGCUGCCCCCCCCCAGCACAGUGGGCUUCCUGAAGCUGUGGCGCCCGUGCUGCUACAUCUUCCCCGGUGGGCGCGGCGACUCGGCGUUCUUCGCCGUGAACGGGUUCAACGUGCUGGUGAACGGCGGCUCGGACGCACGGUCCUGCUUCUGGAAGCUGGUGCGCCACCUGGACCGGGUCGACUCGGUGCUGCUGACCCACGCCGGCGUGGACAACCUGCCCGGCGUCAACAGCCUGCUGCAGAGGAAGGUCGCAGAGAUGGAGGACCGCUCGGCCGCCGAGACGCACGGCCAGGACGACUGCAGCCCGACCGAUUGGAUGAAGCAGAAGAACCUGGUUUCCCCUGAGAUUGGCGUAGUUUUCCUCAACGUUCCCGACAGACUCAAGUCGGCGCCGGCGGCCGAUCCCGGCGAGCUGCGCAGCUGUGACCAGGCAGCGCUCGCUCUGCAGCUUCUACACACGCUGGGAAUCAAACCGACGCCCCUCAGCCGGGCCAGUGGGCCCGCCAUAGAGCCCGUCAUCCUGUUCCAGAAGAUGGGAGUGGGCCGCCUGGAGCUGUACCCUCUGAACCCCGUCAGCGGCAGCAAGGACCUCCAGGCCUUCACGCAGACCUGGCCCACGGGCUCGGGCCUCCAGUUGCCGUGCCUGGUGUCCAUCUGUGCUCUGCUGGUCUGGCAUCCCGCCAGCCCGGUGGAGAAGAUCAUCCGGGUUCUGUUCCCGGGCUGCACGCCCCAGAACCAGAUCCUGGACGGGCUCGAUAAGCUCCAACAUCUGGAGUUCCUCAAGCACCCGACCGUGUGUUCCAGAGACCUGGAAACGCCCAGGACGGCCACCGAGAAGCAACCGAGGCGAGCCGAGAGUCGGGAGAGCCUCAAGUCCCAGUCGAAGGACUCGAGGGCCAGCAGUGGCGCCGCCGCGCAGAAAGACAAGCCGCCACGGCAGGAAGUGAAGAAACAAGAAGUGAAGACGAAGCCCAAGGCAGCCGGAGACGCCGCGCCGAAAGACGGGGAAGAGAAACAGAUGAAGAUAAAGGAGGCAGACGCUAAAACAAGGCUGCCGAAAGCUGCAGAGAAACUGGCUCCAAAUCCAAAGAAAGACUUGUCAAAGGAAGAGAAAAAGAAGGACGAGAAGAUCGCCGUUGUAAAGAAAGACGAGAGCGCCGAGAAGAAGAGAGAACUGGUAAAGAAAGACGAGAGCGCCGAGAAGAAGAGAGAACUGGUAAAGAAAGACGAGAGCGCCGAGAAGAAGAGAGAACUGAUAAAGAAAGACGAGAGCGCAGAGAAGAAGAGAGAACUGAUAAAGAAAGACGAGAGCGCAGAGAAGAAGAGAGAACUGAUAAAGAAAGACGAGAGCGCAGAGAAGAAGAGAGAACUGAUAAAGAAAGACGAGAGCGCAGAGAAGAAGAGAGAACCGGUAAAGAAAGACGAGAGCACAGAGAAGAAGAGAGAACCGGUAAAGAAAGACGAGAGCACAGAGAAGAAGAGAGAACCGGUAAAGAAAGACGAGAGCACAGAGAAGAAGAGAGAACCGGUAAAGAAAGAAACUUUUAUCACCAAACCAAAGAAAGACAUCAAAGCCGAACCAAAGAAAGACCCGAAGAAGGAUGUGAAAACGGAGGAGAAGAAACCAGCCAAAGCAGCCGUUAAAGAAGUGAAGAAGACGGCGAGUGAAAGAGUGUUGAGUGCAGAAGUGAAGAAGAAGAGCGGGACUCUGAAGAAAGACGGGACUCUUCUGAAGAAAGACUCUUUAAGUAAAGGCGCCAAAGUCCAUGAUCUCUUUUUGAACAGCGCGGCGGCGAGGACUAACGGGAAGCAGGUCUCUGCUGGUCAGAGUCUGGAGGAGACGGACCGGGCUCUGGGUCAGAGUCUGGAGGAGACGGACCGGGCUCUGGGUCGGGCUUCUGCAGAACCGGCGGGUCUCCAGGACGCCGGAAGUUUAGGAGAAGACGCCAUUUUGUGUCUGAGUCCCUUCAGAAACCUCACGGGCGACUCCUGGAGCUCCGUGCCGUCUCUGCCAGCUGAGAUCACGUCUCCUCACUCUACGGAAGUCGACGAGUCUCUGUCGGUGUCUUUGGAGCACGCCGCGUCGCCCCGAGCAACCGCCGGAGACGGAGACAGAGUCUGCUCUAACGGACACGUUAGCGACUCGGACGGCGCGCCUCUGGGAUCAAACCGUAACCGUGGAAACGGACCGGAGGAACACGGGAUCCACGGGAUGCCGGAGAUCGUCUCGGACGUUCCCCACGAUGUCGACCUCUGUCUGGUGUCGCCAUGCGAGUUCCAGCACCCGAGGACGCCAGAGAGCCGCCAGCAGCAUGCUAGCAACGUUAGCAACGUUAGCAACGUUAGCAACGUUAGCCCCGGCCCCAACGCCUCAGACGACAACAACAACAACAACAACAACAGCCACUCACAGGAUCAGAACAGCAGCGACUUCCCUUCGGCCUUCAGCCAGGAGACUCCGCCCACAUCGCUCAGCGAGACUCCGCCCACAUCGCUCAGCGAGACUCCGCCCACAUCGCUCAGCGAGUCCCUCCCGACGGCGUCGGACUCUGCCGUCCUGCCCUGCAGCGAGGACUGUCCGUCCAUCAGGGCAGAGCUGGACUCUGACGAUGAUUCCUGUCGGCUCUAUGGUCACGUUUCUCUGCACGACCCGCCGCCGGCGCCCGUCAAGGACCUGCCGCCGCUCCCGCCCCAGCCUGGCGCCUGCAUGGCCGACACCGAGGCCGGCAGGACCCUGAAGAGUUCAGCCGCCAAGACCAAGAAACCGGCAGCUCUCCCAGCAGGGACGCUGCCGAAGGCCUCGGGGGGGAUUCCUGCCGCCCAGAACGGGAGGUCUGGGAAGGCCGGCAGCUCGGUGGGCUCUCUGAAGACCCCGUCCGGCCUCGACGCCAAACCCUCGUCCAGGAACUCCCUCGGAGGCUCCCGGGUGGGAGCGGCUAGACCUUCCUCCUCCGCUUCCAGAGCUGCAGGUUCUGCUGGUGGUUCUGCAGGUUCUGAGGGGGGCGCGGUGUACGUGGACCUGGCCUACCUGCCGUCUGGCUGUGCCUGCUCCACCGUGGACCAGGACUUGUUCCGGCGUCUGAGAUCCUCGUAUUACAUCAUCAGCGGAGACGAGCCGGCCAAGGAGGAGGCCAUGAGGACCAUCCUGGACGCUCUGCUGGACGGGAAGAGCUGCUGGCCUGAUACACAGGUGACCCUGAUCCCGACGUUUGAUUCGCUGGCGAUGCACCAGUGGUACCAGGAGACCCAGGACCGGCAGAGGGCUCUGGCGCUGACCGUGCUGGGCAGCAACAGCACCGUGGCCAUGCAGGACGAGACCUUCCCCGCCUGCAAGGUGGAGUUCUGACCCGUCGCCACGGCUACGCCCCCACCGGUGCCACGGCUACGCCCCAACCGCACCGACGGGGGGCGCCAGAAUCGGCAAGAACAUUCCGAUGAGUCACAGGCGCUCUUAUUCUGAAGGGCAGGAGAGACAGGAAGUCCAGGUUCUGCUCUCUGAAAUAAGAAACGGUUUCCUGCACAUGUGUGAUGUCACUUCCUCUUUUAGUUUUUUUUAUUAAAUAUUUGAGAAUUUAAACGUUAGAAGCUGAUGUUUGGGGUGUGUCUGUGAUCCCCGUACAGAACCGGUUCCCCUCCCUAAAAUAAGAAACCGUUUCCUGCACCUGUGUGAUGUCACUUCCUGUCUGCUGGAUCAGAACUAUUUUUAUUUUUUUUAUUCAAUAUUUUCAGAAAACAAACUUUAGAAUCAUCGUCGUUUCUCUGAACAACACGAUGUCUGUCUCUGGGCAACGAUCGCAAUCACGCUGUAAUAACCAGAGGGCGGGGGUUGCUACGUAGCGUUAGCUUGCUACGUAGCGUUAGCUUGUCCCGUAGCAUUAGCUUGUUACGUAGCGUUAGCUUGUUUUACGUAGCGUUAGCUUGUUUUACGUAGCAUUAGCUUGUUAUGUAGCAAUAGCUUGUUACAUAGCGUUAGCUUGUUAUGUAGCAUUAGCUUGUUUUACGUAGAAUUAGCUUGUCCCGUAGCGUUAGCUUGUUAUGUAGCAAUAGCUUGUUAUGUAGCAUUAGCUUGUUUUACGUAGCGUUAGCUUGUUAUGUAGCAAUAGCUUGUUACGUAGCGUUAGCUUGUUAUGUAGCGUUAGCUUUUUUUACGUAGCAUUAGCUUGUUAUGUAGCAUUAGCUUGUUUUACGUAGAAUUAGCUUGUCCCGUAGCGUUAGCUUGUCCCGUAGCGUUAGCUUGUCCCGUAGCGUUAGCUGUGGCGUUCCAGAUAAAGUUUUGAUCCAGCAGAGUUUUUAAUUUCACGCGUAUGAUUGUGUUGCCGUGAUGUUUUUUGGGAGCACAUGUUGCCUAGCAACUGAUUAUUGUUGAUUCUGUCCAAGCGGCAGCGUCCGGUCCGUGCCUGGCUCUAAAGACUACAUUUCCCAUGAGCCUCUGCUCUCGGGGGGCGGUCUCUUUCCCAGAGCCCAAAAAUCUCAAAGUGAAUUAAUCCAAAAGUCUUUUAUUUUUUAUUUUUUUUAAAUAAUAUUUUAUAAGGAGUUAAUCUGCCCGGCGACAGAGGGGUUUCCCGCUCUCUGCAGCAGCAGCAGUGCCUUCUGGGAGUUGUAGUGCUGAUGAAAGUUGUCCUCUUUUAUUUCGGCCUGUCGGCUCUAAAAAUCAACACAUUUCAAUCUUUAACUUAUUUAUUUAUUUUGAUUUUUGUCCUUUUUUUAAAUUCUGGUAUGAGCCUGAUCUUUGGUACCUUUUGAAUUAACCUUUAUCGAUCGGGGAAACGUUAACGAGACGUUUAGAGGCUGUAACCUUGUUCACAUGAAGUCAUCGUUUAUAGACAAACACUCUUUCAUGUUUCGGAGUCACUCUCACUUCAGUUCUGAGAAUAUUUGGGCUUUUUCUCUGAAUAAUGACUUUGUCUUCAUAAUGUUACAACUUCUUAAAGCCAUAAAUGUGUUAAAGAUGUCAUUUAUUUUGAUGUUACGCCCAAAACACACAUAGACACACACACACACACCCAAAACGCACACACACACACACACACACACACACACACACAGAGACACACACACACACACACACACACACACACACAGACACAGAGAGACACACACAGAGACACACACAGACACACAGAAAAACACACGCUGUACUGAAACACUAAUUUUUAUGAUUCUUUCAAAAUAAAAGUAGCCCUUUAACAGUG
Perca fluviatilis (European perch) is the source of this 6122-nucleotide messenger RNA. RefSeq names its product microtubule-associated protein 1Sa (gene map1sa). Gene Ontology annotation, molecular function: microtubule binding; actin binding. NCBI's taxonomy places the organism in Eukaryota, Metazoa, Chordata, Actinopteri, Perciformes, Percidae. Gene Ontology annotation, biological process: axonogenesis; microtubule cytoskeleton organization; dendrite development. Bases 197 to 4276 code for a protein of 1359 amino acids. The transcript has 16 exons. The record is from RefSeq and is a predicted model, not a curated record. Gene Ontology annotation, cellular component: dendrite; microtubule; microtubule associated complex.